Messenger RNA from Eremothecium sinecaudum, 576 nucleotides. RefSeq names its product Rtg1p (gene RTG1). Gene Ontology annotation, molecular function: RNA polymerase II cis-regulatory region sequence-specific DNA binding; DNA-binding transcription factor activity, RNA polymerase II-specific; protein dimerization activity. Gene Ontology annotation, biological process: regulation of transcription by RNA polymerase II. Bases 1 to 576 code for a protein of 191 amino acids. The record is from RefSeq and is a predicted model, not a curated record. Lineage: Eukaryota; Fungi; Ascomycota; Saccharomycetes; Saccharomycetales; Saccharomycetaceae. The transcript has a single exon. Gene Ontology annotation, cellular component: nucleus.
AUGUCAUCAUUUUCAUGCUCAGUACCAAGCUCUAUUGUCUCAAACAGUACCGUAGCAUCAGAUAGGUCUGAGAGGAAAAGACGUGAUAAUAUUAACGACAGGAUUCAAGAGCUUCUAAACGUAAUACCUGAAGAGUUUUUCCAAGAGUACUAUCAGAAGCGCAAGGAACAGGAUUCAGAAGCUGGUACACCCAUAGGAGGUGCAGGCAGUCUUGGAAAAACGAAAGGUACUGGUACUAGGGAUGGGAAACCUAAUAAGGGUCAAAUAUUGACGCAAGCAGUGGAAUACGUUAUGUAUCUUCAGAACCAAGUUGAUAUGAAGAACCGUGAAGAGGUGGAGCUUAUUCUGAAAGUCAAAGAAUUGAAUAAGCUUACCGGAACUGUCGUCAACGACAUUAAUUUGGAAAAUACUAGCGCGGAAGUGGCUUUGGCUAAAAUUGGGGUUGGGCCAUUAGUGGAAGUCCUGGAAGAAUAUUAUGGUUCUGUUAAUAAUAGCAAUGUAGCCAGCAAAAAGCCACGUGAACGCAACAAUAACUUUGAGUACGGAGGGUACGCUGAAUAUGCGAAUGAUGUAUGA